Amborella trichopoda is the source of this 2659-nucleotide messenger RNA. RefSeq names its product O-Glycosyl hydrolases family 17 protein. The record is from RefSeq and is a predicted model, not a curated record. Gene Ontology annotation, biological process: carbohydrate metabolic process. Lineage: Eukaryota; Viridiplantae; Streptophyta; Magnoliopsida; Amborellales; Amborellaceae. Gene Ontology annotation, molecular function: hydrolase activity, hydrolyzing O-glycosyl compounds.
UCCUCUCUCUCCUCUAUCUCCUGUUUCUCUCUCCUCUCUCUUGUUUCUCUCUCUUGUUUGUCUCUGAGCUCACACUGUGUUUCUUUUUCAUGGGUUCAGACUGUGCUUUUGGGGAUGCCAUUUGUAGAGAUCCUUGCCUUCAAUUCUACAAAAGCCUUAUCCCCAAAACGACCUUUUUCUCUUAUUUUUAUUUGUUUUUUUGAAAGAACCAACUUUUAUUUAUCCCAAAUUCGCCAUUUUUUACUGGCAUCUGCAGCCUUUCUUGUGUUUUCUGCAAGGUUUGCCGGCUCUUGAACCCCUUCAGCCUCUGGCUUUGCAAGGUUUUCAUCCUUUUUACUGUAUUUUUACGACUUUUUCUUGGGUUUUGUGGGAACUUUUUACUGCUAGUGAGUUUUUCACACGGAAAUUAUCAGUGGGCUCGGAAUUGCAGAGGAGAAAAUAGGUGGUUUUGGGUGUUUAAACCCCCUCUAUGUGUGAUUUUUCAAGGAUUUUUUUGUUGGGUUUUGCUUAUUUGCCUCUUUAAGAGUUUUUUGGAUGUUCUUUUGGUACUUUUUUUUUUUUUCGUAUUUCGGCUGUGUAUGAAGAUUUUUAGGCUUUGCUCUUUGCUCAUUUCUUCCUUUUUAGUUCUUUUUGAAAUUGUUGAUGGGCUCUUCUUUCUCAUGAAAAUUUUUAUCUUGGUCCAAGAGGUAAAAGUAUGAAGGGUCUUGCAGUUUCAGAGCAUAACUAGAAAGAGAUUUUACUGAUAAACAGGGGAGUUUUGAGUCCCUGUUGAAGCCCUUCUAUUUGGAUUUUUACUGCAAGUUCUGUUCAUGGUUUCUGCUCCAUUUCACACUGUGCUCAACUGUCAAUCCAUGUCUACAUCAAUAAUCAUGGAGCUUUAUUGGGGAUCUUUAUAGAAUACAACUCCUGUCUCUCUCUUGAUCCCCAAAAACUGCCUCUUUUUUAUUCCAUAGAUAAAGAGAAGAAAAGAACAGUUCUUUUCUAAGAGUCAUUGGGCCGUUUCACGAUUCAUAGAUCAGGGGAAAGGGUUCCUUUUGCAUCUGUUGCUGAAUCCUUAGAGAGAAAAUAUGGGGUUUUUUCCAGUGAUUCUUAGGAUUUGUUUCCUACUUUUUUUGGUGGGUUUUGUUCAUGGGCUUGGAGCUAAUUGGGGCACGCAGUCAACCCACCCUCUAAAACCAUCGAUAGUUGUGAAUUUGUUGAGAGACAAUGGGUUUCAGAAGGUGAAGCUUUUUGAUGCAGAUGCAGGGACAAUGAAGGCUCUUGGGAAAUCAGGGUUACAGGUGAUGGUGGGGAUUCCAAAUGACAUGUUGGCUAAGUUAGCUACUAGUGUCAAAGCUGCUGAAGAUUGGGUCUCAAAGAAUGUGUCCUCCUAUAUGUCCAAGGAUGGUGUAGACAUCAGGUAUGUAGCAGUGGGCAAUGAGCCAUUCUUGACGACAUAUAAUGGCAGCUUCCUCCAAUUGACCCUCCCCGCCCUCCAAAACAUCCAAAGCGCCCUCAUCAAGGCAGGGCUCAGCACUCGUGUAAAACCCACUGUUCCCUUAAAUGCUGACGUCUACCAAUCCCCCAACAACCUCCCAUCAAGCGGUGACUUCCGCUCCGACAUUCAUGACCUCAUGGUCGCUCUCACCAAGUACCUAAGUGACAAUGGAGCUCCAUUCACUGUGAACAUCUAUCCAUUCAUCUCUCUCUAUAACGACCCCUCAUUUCCUGUAGAUUUCGCCUUCUUCGAUGGAGAUGCAACCCCUCUAAACGAUGGCGGAACCUUAUAUACAAAUGUGUUCGAUGCCAAUUACGAUACGCUCGUUUGGGCCUUGAGGAAGAAUGGAUUCGGAUCUUUGCAAAUUAUUGUAGGGGAGGUUGGGUGGCCUACAGAUGGGAAUGAGCAUGCCACCAUCCAGUUUGCUCAGAAGUUUAAUCAAGGUUUCCUGACUCGAAUUGCUAGCGGUAAGGGCACACCGAUGCAGCUCUCUGCUAUCGAUGCUUACCUCUUUAGCCUCAUAGAUGAAGAUGCAAAGUCAAUUGAUCCAGGGAACUUUGAGAGACAUUGGGGUGUCUUCAACUAUGACGGAUCCAUCAAGUAUCAACUAGGGGUUGGGAACUCGCAGUUAAUCGGAGCUAAAGGCGUGAAGUAUUUGCCGAAAAAAUGGUGUGUUCUAACUCCCCAAGCUAAUUUAGAUGACCCCAAGAUAGGUGAGAGUGUAAACUAUGCGUGUAGUUUGGCUGAUUGUACUGCCCUUGGCUAUGGUUCGUCGUGCAACAGUCUUGAUGUUAGGGGGAACAUAUCGUAUGCAUUUAAUUCGUAUUUCCAACGGAAUAAUCAGUUGCAGGUUGCAUGCAAGUUCCCCAAUGUAUCAUCGGCAUACCUCUCAAUGACUACAGGGUCGGAUCCCACGACUCCUUCUUGUAGAUUCGAGAUCAUGAUAGCUCCGGACUCGACUGCAUCGUCUGCUUCUUUGCUUUCAUCUACAUCCUCAUUUUUCAGGAUCAAAAUACAGGUGCUCACUGGCCUUUCGGCAAUUCUGUUCUAUGUAUCCACAUUCAUGUGAUUUAUUUGAGUUUUGACUUUUUUUUUUUUUGUUCUUUUUUUUCUGGUUAACCCCUGUUGUUUAUGAGUAAAGGCUAGUUCACAAGCAUAAUUUAUGGGAAUUUUUUGUGACCA